UAAUGAGACCAUAAUUAUUAACAUCUCCUUAACCACCACCUAAAUAAUUUAUCAUUCCACAAUAAAGACCAACUUAUUAUUAACCACCCUAUCAACCUCAAACUUAUAGAAGACCACAACCAGCUUUUGUAAUUUAUACCUAACCAUAACCACAAUAAUACUAAUAUUAAUCAUCUAUAUAAGUCAGAUAAUCCUAACCAGUCUACACUGUUCAAUCCCAAUAAAUUUACUAACCUAGUCCUGUUAGAUAAUAGCGAAAUUCUAUUCAUUAAUAACAAAUCCCAAUUGUUAAUUCUAUCAAUCCUUAAUACUCUAACAAUUAAAAAUUAAUUUAUCCAAGUAAUUCACAAUAAUAAUAAACACUACCAUAAACUGCUCCAAGAUAUUCAGUACAAAAACCUUAAACAUAUACACUUCCUAAUCAAACUAAUCAAUAGAUUUUUCCAUAAUAAAAUUAUCACCAAACAUAAUAAUAACCACUCCAAUAACAAACACCUUAAAUUAAAUCUAUUUAGCCAGUCAAUACUUUUUAAGAAGAUGAAUUAGAGAAGAGAUUCUAAGAUGCUAUUGAUAGAACUAGAGAUUUAGUAUAGAAAUAUAAUCCUUUAGAUUAAAAUAAAUAACAAUAAUAAUAAUAAUAAUAAUAAUAAUAAUAAUAAUAAUAAUAACAAUAAUAAUAAUAAACAUAAUUAGCAUUGUAAUACGAAGAUGGAUUUAUAUAUAGAGGAUAAGGAUAUGAACCUGCUGUAAGGGAAGGUUUUGGAGUGCUUACUGAUCAAUAUGAGAAUGAAGUCUAUAGUGGAUAUUGGAAAGAUAAUUAAUACCAUGGUUAAGGAAAAUUAAUCAAUUUCUAAGUUGAAUAAAUUUAAGGACCAUAUGAUUAUAGAGAUCUUGGUAAUAUAGAGAAUGGAUGGCUGAGUUAUGAAGGUUAUUAGUUUAUAGUUUAAUUUAGGUGAUUUUUAUGAAGGCAAAAUGCAUGGAAAAGGAAUUCUUGUAUUAACAAAUGGAGAAUAAUUUGAAGGAGAAUUUAACGAUGGCAUGAUAGAUGGUUAAGGAAUAUAUUCUACUUCUGAUAGACAUGAUAUUAGAGGAGUAUGGAAAGAUGGAAUUUUAGUAGAAUGAUU
Messenger RNA from Paramecium pentaurelia, 1124 nucleotides. NCBI's taxonomy places the organism in Eukaryota, Ciliophora, Oligohymenophorea, Peniculida, Parameciidae. The record is from the annotation of a GenBank genome assembly.